This is a messenger RNA of Protobothrops mucrosquamatus (brown spotted pit viper), 1806 nucleotides long. Its product is annotated as tyrosine-protein kinase ZAP-70. Gene Ontology annotation, molecular function: signaling receptor binding; non-membrane spanning protein tyrosine kinase activity; ATP binding. The record is from RefSeq and is a predicted model, not a curated record. Lineage: Eukaryota; Metazoa; Chordata; Lepidosauria; Squamata; Viperidae. Bases 1 to 1806 code for a protein of 601 amino acids. Gene Ontology annotation, biological process: innate immune response; cell differentiation; cell surface receptor protein tyrosine kinase signaling pathway. The transcript has 12 exons. Gene Ontology annotation, cellular component: cytoplasm; extrinsic component of cytoplasmic side of plasma membrane.
AUGCCCAAUCCAGCUGCCCAUCUGCCUUUCUACUAUGGCAGCAUCUCCCGAUCCGAUGCAGAGGACCACCUCAAAUUGGCAGGGAUGUCUGAUGGGCUAUUUUUGCUGCGACAGUGCCUUCGCAAUCUUGGCGGAUAUGUCCUCUCUGUGGUGUACAAACUCCAGUUCUACCAUUAUCCCAUUGAGCGUCAGAUGAAUGGGACCUUUGCCAUCUCUGGAGGGAAAGCCCACUGCGGCCCUGAAGAGCUCUGCGAAUUUUAUUCCAAGGAUGCAGAUGGACUUUGCUGUACUUUGCGGAAGCCUUGCAACCGUCCCAAUAGCCUGGAACCCCAGCCAGGUAUUUUUGACAACAUCCGGGAGAAUAUGGUUCGCGAAUACGUCCGGCAAACAUGGAACUUAGAGGGAGAGAAUCUUGAAGUAGCAAUCAUAAGUCAAGCCCCCCAAGUGGAGAAACUCCUGGCCACCACGGCUCACGAGAAAAUGGCUUGGUAUCAUGGCCCCAUCUCCCGAGAGCAAGCGGAAAGCCGGCUCUACUCAGGAGCACAGCCUGAUGGGAAAUUCCUGAUGAGACAAAGGAAAGAACAAGGAAGCUAUGCCCUCUCCCUUGUGUACGGAAAGACUGUUUAUCACUAUCGAAUAGGUCAAGGAAAAUCGGGGAAAUACUCUGUGGAAGAAGGAACCAAAUUCGAUACGCUGUGGCAGCUGGUCGAGUACCUCAAACUCAAACCUGAUGGCCUUAUCUAUUAUCUGAAAGAAAGCACCCCGAAUCCUGAAAUGCAAUCAGCGCCAGCCACUCCAGUGCCACCAGCGCAUCCAUCUACAUUGGCUGCUCGGAGAUUCACACCUCAGAACUCAGAUGGAUACACACCAGAACCUUUUGCAGGGAAGAAGAAUCGAAUUUUGCCCAUGGAUACCUCAUGUUAUGAAAGCCCAUACAGUGAUCCCGAAGAGCUGAAGGAUCGGAAGCUAUUCUUAAAAAGGAGCAGUCUGAUCAUGGAUGAAGUGGACCUGGGAGAGGGCAACUUUGGGUGUGUCAGGAAAGGAGUUUACAAAAUGAGGAAGAAGCAAAUUGAUGUAGCCAUCAAAAUGCUAAAAGAGGGCAACGGAGUGGUACAGCAGGAUGAAAUGAUGAAAGAGGCCCAGAUUAUGCACCAGCUUGACAAUCCUUACAUUGUCCGUCUCAUUGGAGUGUGUCAUGCGGAAGCCCUCAUGCUGGUGAUGGAGAUGGCAUCAGGUGGUCCCCUGCACAAGUUCUUGUCUUCCAAGAAGGAUGAAGUUCCUGUGAACAAUGUGGUCGAGCUGAUGCACCAGGUGUCCAUUGGGAUGAAGUAUCUGGAAGAAAAGAAUUUUGUCCACCGGGACUUAGCUGCCCGAAAUGUGUUGCUUGUCAACCAGCAUUAUGCCAAGAUCAGCGAUUUUGGGCUUUCCAAAGCUUUGGCAGCUGAUGACAGUUAUUAUAUGGCCAAAACCACUGGGAAGUGGCCUUUGAAGUGGUAUGCGCCAGAAUGCAUCCUGUUUCGGAAGUUUUCAAGCAAGAGUGACGUCUGGAGUUAUGGGGUGACUAUGUGGGAGGCCUUUUCUUAUGGCCAGAAACCUUACAAGAGAAUGAAAGGACCCGAAGUCAUGGCGUUCCUUGAGGAAGGGAAGCGUAUGGACUGUCCAUCGAGCUGUCCGCCAGAGAUGUAUAAGCUGAUGAAUCUAUGUUGGACGUACAAAUGGGAAGAGCGCCCAAAUUUUGCUGCUGUGGAGACACUGAUCCGCACAUAUUACUACAGCAUUGCUGACAAGAAGGAAGAGAAGGUGUAG